GCGUUUUGUUUGGUAUUGUACGUGUACGGGUGGAUCUUGCUGGCUGCCGGUGCGUUGGUAAAACGAGAGUCUCUUAAUAUUCAUGAUCCCAGCUAUACACUUUCCCCGUCGACACUCAGUAUUACUACUGCUAUGUCAUCCCUAGCCUUUAGUCGCGUAACCAAAAUAAGCGUCUUGGUACCGCUUCUGGGUGGGGUGGUGUUGCUCGUUUCGAUCCUCAGUCUUUCUAUUGCUUCCAAUGGUCUCUCGCAUCUCGAACAAAGCAACCCUAUCCAUACUGCGCUUUCGCAAUUUCACAACGAGAAUUCUCUGUUGGAAGGACAAGGAGACGGGGCUCCGGUCGCGGACACACGCCCCGUUCUGGAUCCCCGGAAACUCUAUCCUUUCGAAGACCCCGAUCCCAAUCCACCCCUGGCAGACGGUCACGAUACUUUUUCCGCCUGUAUGCUCGUCAUGGACGACAAUCAUCGUCUCGUGGAGUGGCUCGCCUAUCACUACCACGUACUGCCGCUACGCCAUUUAGUGGUUACCGUGGAUCCACGCUCCCAGACCUCCCCCACAUGGCUCUUUAAUCGCUGGCGCAAACAGGGCAUGGUCGUGGAGCAGUGGGUCGAUCGGGAUUUUUGGCGAGCCGAUCUCCAGCUCCUGCCUCUCCCAGCCAAUUCCACCCUCCAAAUAAAACGCGAUCGACACCGGGGACGCCAAAAGUUCUUCUACCGAUCCUGUCUUAUUCAUUUGAAGACCCUGAAUCGCACCUGGGUCGCUUUGCAUGAUUCGGACGAGUAUCUCCUCUACAACCACGCCGGCGGAGACCGCUACGAGGCCUGGGAAGCGCGGAUGCAAAAGCGUCACGAUAACAGCGCUCAGCACGCUACAUCCGCGCGGAUCAAACCAUCACAUCCACCUCCACCCACGCCCGGAGAAGAAGGCGGAAUGAUUCGGUACAUUCGUCAGGAACAGGCGGCGGGCGUGGAAUACUACCAAUCGCCGUGUAUAGGCGUGCCUCGUUUGAGCUUCGGGGCGGUCGAGAGUUCGCGCGCCGCCAGGGAAGCCGGUAUGCCCCAAUCAUCCACCACGUUGGAUGCCUUGCAGUUCGACACCCUCCGGUGGCAUCGGCACGCUCCCCGCAACGAUUUUGUCAAGAACGCACUUGGCAAAGUCCUCAUGGAUGUCUCUCGCAUCGAUGUGGCCAAAUCGCCGUAUUUUAUGAGUCUACAUCGUCCCAUUAAGAGUAUAUGCACGCCUCCUUGGCAUAACGACUGGACGUCGGGAUUACGAAUCAACCACUACUUGGGAUCCUGGGAGUCAUACGCCUUCCGAGAUGAUAGUCGACGGGGUGGUGAACGGUCACGGGAACAGUGGGAGUACAAGGCCACCACACAUACCGAUCAGACUGACGACAACAUACGUCCCUGGUUGCAAGGGUUUGUCGACGCCCAAGGGUUGUCGCAGGCGGAGCGGCUAUUAGACAAGGCUGGCUUACCGCAAGGCUACCGGGUCGCAAACGAAUCUCAAUGGAAUUUGUUGCCAGAAAAGUUGGCCAAGAUUCUGAGCAGCGACGUGACGAUUGCGAACGACAGCAAAAUGGUGAUGUUCGAUGCUUGGGUCCGGGCCAAGUAUUGGAACGAAACAUUUGAUGUGCAGGAGACGUAUCGAAAAGUACGGAAUGCCGCUGCAGCGCCUGCCGUGUAA
Molecule: messenger RNA, 1692 nt
Organism: Phaeodactylum tricornutum CCAP 1055/1
Lineage: Eukaryota; Bacillariophyta; Bacillariophyceae; Surirellales; Neidiaceae
Exons: 1
Coding region: 133-1692 (519 amino acids)
Source: RefSeq, a predicted model, not a curated record